This is a messenger RNA of Fusarium redolens, 1146 nucleotides long. RefSeq lists its product as uncharacterized. Gene Ontology annotation, biological process: regulation of transcription by RNA polymerase II. Gene Ontology annotation, molecular function: DNA-binding transcription activator activity, RNA polymerase II-specific. The record is from RefSeq and is a predicted model, not a curated record. Lineage: Eukaryota; Fungi; Ascomycota; Sordariomycetes; Hypocreales; Nectriaceae. The transcript has 3 exons. Bases 1 to 1146 code for a protein of 381 amino acids.
AUGGGGUCAUUACCAAGACCUCGGACACGCAAGCCACACAAAAAGUCCAAGAAUGGCUGCCUCGACUGCAGAAAACGCCGAGUUAAGCGAGGAACACCCAACAUGCCUGUCAUGCGCGCGCCGCCGAAUCUGUCAACAAGAACGUCGGCCUCAGCCAGCGUUUCGCUGCAGAGUCUCGGUCAUACAACGACUCAAACAUUGGAGUUGAACCAGUUACAUUUGCUCCACCACUGGACCAUCUCUACAAGUGUUGAUCUCUGCAGAUGUCCCAAGACACUGUACAUAUGGCAGGAAGCACUUCCUCAAAUUGGUAUCCGUUAUCCAUUCGUCUUGCAUGCUUUGCUAGGUCUCGCCGCCUUACACAUUGCUCACCAAUCUCCAACUGACCGAACGCGAAGUUGGCUGGUUGGCAUGUAUCAUCAUAACGAGGCUUUGACCGGAUUUCAGAAAGAAAUUUCCAUCAUCACCGAAGAGAACAGCGAAGCUUUAUUUACCUGGUCCAUAUGCAAUGUUUUAUAUGUUUUUGCUAUAUCGAAUCCAUUUCACGAGGCUGUAGACGGAAUCCCUACCUCGUCGAUAUUGGCACAGAAGGAGAAGGUUUUGGGUACUGAAUGGAUUCCCAUGAUCCGCGGUAUGGAAGCUGUGCUUGAGCCUACCCAUAAUUACCUUCGUUUUGGGAGGAUGAAGGCCAUAAUGAGUCUUGGGAAUUGGUAUGAACUUGAUCCGGAUCAAGACAGUCAGGGCCCUGAAGAUGCCUGCUUCUGUCGCGUCCGUGAGACUUGGAGCAACUCAGAUUGUGCUGAAAUCUACGAAGAGGCGCUUCAAAUCCUUCGGAAAUGUCGACUUUACUCGUCGCAGUUCCGCGACAUGGACUCUGAGACGAGAAACAGUUGGGGAUAUAAUAAAGAGUGGUCUGGGCCUCUGAUGUUUAUUCAUUUUGCACCUGACUCGUACUUCUCACUCCUGCGACAGAGGCAACCGCCGUCUUUAAUCCUCUUUUCCCUCUUUGGAGCACUUCUGCAUAGCGUAAGGAACUACUGGUUCUUGGAAGGCUGGGGGAAAGCAAUAGUGGAAGUAAUAGCAGAUGUCCUUGGGAGUUACUGGAAAGAAUGGUUACUGUGGCCCUUACAAGUUGUUCAGGAAUAA